Messenger RNA from Mercenaria mercenaria, 3311 nucleotides. Its product is annotated as nuclear receptor subfamily 1 group D member 1-like. Bases 349 to 1434 code for a protein of 361 amino acids. Gene Ontology annotation, biological process: hormone-mediated signaling pathway; negative regulation of transcription by RNA polymerase II; positive regulation of transcription by RNA polymerase II. Lineage: Eukaryota; Metazoa; Mollusca; Bivalvia; Venerida; Veneridae. The record is from RefSeq and is a predicted model, not a curated record. The transcript is spliced from 8 exons. Gene Ontology annotation, molecular function: zinc ion binding; RNA polymerase II cis-regulatory region sequence-specific DNA binding; nuclear receptor activity.
GUGAAUGACCGCGUUUAAGGUCGCUUUGACACAGGCGACCCAGUUCAAAUCGACCUGUCUUUUUACGCUAGGUUCUCUGCGCUAUGUAAAAGAUAUAUUGAGUUUUGUACGGGAACCAGGCAGUACGUUCCGUCUGUCCGUUAAUAGUACAUAUUGUCAUAAUAAUAGUGUAUAUACAUAAGUGAACAAAAGUAAAAGUUAAAGAGCAGCAGUUUUAUUGAUAUUAAAGGAUAUAUAUCACUCUCAGACAUGUAAGGUAAUGCAAAGAGAUUUUUAUUUUGAAGCUUCAGCAAAGAAUUUGUUCAAGCAAGCAACUUAAACUCAGGACUUUGUAAAUGUUUGUUAGUCAUGGUUGCUGGAACACUUUUUAACAUUCAAACUGCGAUGUCUGACAAGCCGAAGAAAAAAGAAAAAUACGGCUCAGGCAACAACGAACACAUUUUAUGUCGCGUUUGUGGGGACAAAUCUUCUGGUUUUCAUUAUGGAGUUUUCUCUUGUGAGGGAUGUAAGGGAUUCUUCAGACGAACUGUGCGACAGAAGAUGGAAUACAAGGCAUGCGAGAACCCCAAGGGAUGUCUCAUCAUGAGAAUAAGUAGGAAUAGGUGUCAGUAUUGUCGACUUCAGAAAUGUAUAGCCGUCGGCAUGUCUCAUGAAGCUGUUCGACUUGGAAGAUGUCCGAAGAAGGACCGACCUUCGAAGACGAGUUUUAUGUACAUGCCAAGGGACUCGACAACAGAGUUGGACCGACAAGUUCGGACGGAACAGAUGGUGCUCACCGUGCAUGCAGCAUUUAGGAAGGCAUGUGAAGACUUUGAUGAUUUUGCUGCCUUAUUCAGUGAUAAAAAUAUUAUCAUUCAAGAAAAGACAGACGCAAAGCAUUUGUAUCUCCGUUACUUACCAGGCACAGUUCGAUUUAUAACGGCAUUCGCAAAAGAGAUUCCAUUAUUCAAAUCUUUAACUGAACACGACCAAAGACUACUUAUAAAAAGUGGAAUAUUAGAAAUUUCUACUAUCAACGAUUCCUUAUACAUGGAGCUAGAGGACAAUGCUCUUAUAAACAGAAAACUGAACAUGACUGUAUCAAAGGACAGACUUAAGGAAAUUGGACUUUUAGGGAGUAUGUUCACUGAUAUAUGUAACGUUAUGGGCAAAUUAAGAAAAUUGAAUUUCACUGAUGUAGAACUGUCUCUACUUUCAGCGAUUGUACUAUUUUGUCCAGAUCGAGAGGGCCUUGCUCACAAUGUCGGGCUAGAAACCAUGGAGACAGAUUUAAGUAUUGCUUUGAAAUGUCAAUUGAUUUUAAGCCAUGGAGACGGCACUAUUAUAUUUGCUAAAGCUGUAGAAAUUCUGUGUGAAUUACGAAUGAUCUCUACUGUAUACCUAGACGAUAUUCUCAAUUCUCAAGUAGAAAUUGACUGUGACUCAUCCACUUGAUUUGACACACUUUGUGCAAUUGUUAAAACAACUAUUUGUCGUAACGCACGAAACACAAAAAGGACCAAAAACAAAAGUUAUAUAUAAUGACCAGUGAACUGAGUAUUGAUUACAGUACGGACAGGUACAUGGAUUUUAAAGUCAUAUAAAACAGUGGUUCAGAGUGAGCUAUUGUGAUGGUGCUUUCUCUGUCGUUCAUCAUCUGUCGUAGCGUUUUACUUAACUCGACUUUCCGUCAUGAACCAUAUGAUCGAUCUUCAUCAAACUUGUUCAGAAAAAUCCAUGUAUUGAUCGCUCUCAGAUUUGUUUAAACGGUUCCGCUUGGUCCCAUUAGGGGUCGCCGGAGAUAUAAGUAUAUAUAUAAAAAAACAUUUAAAAAAAUUAAAAAUGGAUCGUCACUGAAUCUUUGUAAGAACCUUCAUUAAGACCUGUUUAAAGGUGGAACUAAAAACAGAAAACCUUUAAGACGCUUCUUCUUAUGAAUCACAUGAUGGAUCUUCAUAAGCAACCAUGCAUUGACGUCUAUCAAGUCUGUUCAAAUGGUCUUGCUUUGUCUCUUUCAGUCAGGGGUCGCUAGAACUAGAAAUAGAGAAUCAUUAAAUUGAACCACUUCCCCUCCUGAUUCGCUUGAUAGAUGAACACUAAACUUGGUAUGCAUCAUUCUUACGGUCCUCUCUUAAGCUGAGUUAAAUGAUUCUACCUUGCACUCUAUUAGGGGCUGCCAGAACAACCUUUAUACGACCUUUUUACGACUCACUUGAUGAAUCUUCAGCAUUAUAGGUGUGUGGUAUACUUUCAAGGUUCUCCUUCUCAUGUGUGCAAAUGCAUCUGUUUGGUCCAUUUUUUGGGGCCGCAUGGGAAUCUUUAAACGACUUCUUCACAAGAACUACAUGCUGGAUGAUUAUCAAACAUGGUCUGCAGAGUCUUUAAUCAUAAGAUCCUCUCUCAAGUUUGUUCAAAUAACAUGAUUUGAGGCCACCAGAGUUAAAAGUAGAAUUUUAAAUCUUUAAAUGGACUUUUCCUUAUGAACCACAUGAUGAAUCUUCACCAGUUUUGACUUGCAUCAUUAUUUAAACGUCUUCUGUCAAGUUUGUUCAAAUUGCUUUGCUUAAGGAGCUAAAACAGAUAGACUUUUUAAUUACCACCUCUAAACAACCAUUUGAUGAAUCUUCAUAAAACUUGAUCUGCAGCAUCCAUGUAUAGUCCUCUUCCUGAUAUAUAUUCAUAUCGUUCUUUGGGAUUCCUUGUAGGAGCAACCAGAAUUAAAAAUAAAAAAUGAAACUUUGAGCAACGGCAUUAUGUAUAUUGGCCAAAAUUAGUGUACGGCAUGCGUGUAUGACCUUUUACCUUUUUUUUUUAUUUAAAUGGUCUUGCUUGACCCCAUGUAAAGGCCUUAAGAGCGAAAAAUAGGGGCACCUUCUAAUUUAGGAUUCCAUCAUCUUUCUGUAGACCAAAGGUUAUUCAGAACUUUAUUUCCUGUUUUGAGUAUUUAUGCUGUAUUGCUAUCAUAUUAUUGAUAGGGUCACAGUUUAUAAGCCUGGUGUCUGGUGUGGGACAUAUGUUGUAUAUUAUGCUAAAAACAAGUGUUCCCCAUUCAUGAUACAAUGUUUCAUUGCAUAUACUAGUAUUCGAGGUAAAAGAUCAAGUCAGGUGAGCGAUUGAAGAUCAUCAUGUUCUUGUUCAGAACUUUUGUAUUCCAGGUGAUAUUAGAAUGUCUUGUACAUGUAUGAGUUAUCUUUUUAAAAAGUGAUGCAAGUCUUUGAAAACGAACUUGUAACACUGAAAUAUAGUAUCGUACAUAGAUAAUGGAAGUUAUAAAUUGACAGUUAUUACAAUGUACUAGUAUUCCUAAAAUGAAAAUAAACGUCAGCGAUGAA